AUGUCUGAUACUCUUAGUACUUCCCCCGGGAGCAUCCCCUCUGCGGCUCGUCCGAGUCGGCGCUCUGAUCGUCUAUGUCGACGUCGUGUGCAUACUGCCACCUGCCUGCCUGGGGCCCAUAAAGAAUUGCCAGAUAUUAACGAUGACUCAGAAGAACUCAAUGGCACGCGUGCAGCAGCUCAGUUAUGGUACUCUGGGUCAGACUCAGCAGAGGCUCGCGCACAAUCUGAAGUCAAGAAAGUCGAAUUCCAAAUUCCUUUGAAUACCAUGGAUGGUAACAAAUGUACGACAUACGUGGGCCAUCUAUAUUCUGAAUCAGAUAAUCGCAUGGACAUGUUCGACUCCAUGAGAGCCACAAUGGAUGUCCCAAAGAUGUACCAGCACAUGGGGUGGCGCUUGUCUACAGCCUGCCGUACGGACCCAGUACAUCGGCUUUUGACUACCCAAGAUCUUAACAGUGCUUUCAAAGCUGCAAGGAUGGAGCAGAAUUCUGGCCGAAAGAAGAAAAAGGUUGUCAUUGAGAUUGUGAACACCAUAAGCGUUUUACAUUCUCUCGAAUCUGCACGAUAUGACGACAACUUGCAGAUGCCUGGCAUGAAAGGCCCGGGAAAGUCAAAAAAACCACAGGCAGACUCAGAUAUUGAGCAGAACCUGACUGACACUGUGGCAUCCCGGGUUGUUCUACCUUACACAAAGGAAUUAGAGAAUGUGAAGAACAGGUUGCGGUGCUUCGAGCAUCGACUAGUAGGAGAGAAUACAUUCUGCUGGGUAGAUGUGUCGCAACCAAACACUCCCCACUAUUCACUCUGUAUUCGUGACCUACAGGAGUGGGCUAAAUAUUUGCACGACAUUCAAGAUCCAGACAACGCCUGUGUUACUCUACCAACAACACCUCAUUUUGACAAGAUUCGAAAGAUGCCUCAAGGACGAAGUGUGUCAUCACUUCAGCGCAUACCCACCGAGCUUAUAUCCCCCAUUAUCCAUAACCAUGUUCAUCUUUCACCUUCUAUCAACAGUUCCAAUGGCGCACACUUUGUCCAGCAAGGCGAAGGUCCUCUGAUGCCUCAACCACUCAAGAGGACCUUUGCGCUUUACAUGGAGAGCGACGAAGAUGACGAAGAUGACAAACCAUUGCAAAAUAUCGAUGACGUCCUCACGAGCAUCCAUCUCUGCUACCCUUUGAUGAACUUCCCUCGGUAUCUGGAUACGCUGAAGGAGUGUGGUAUAAUGUAUCUACUGACUGCAUCUCAUUUUGAUAGUACCUUCUACGAGGAGAAGGUGGGAAUGCCGGAAGGCGCUGCAUAUACAUUUCACUCUCACAUUCGUAAUACUCACGUGAAGAGCGAACGUGGAAAGGUGAGAAGGAAGCUCAAAGGCAAAAAAAAGGCAGGAGUGCAGGCUGAGAACCGUGAUGAAGUUGAAGAAAACCUCCAAGCUCUUGAGUAG
Messenger RNA from Suillus discolor, 1446 nucleotides. RefSeq lists its product as uncharacterized. Bases 1 to 1446 code for a protein of 481 amino acids. The transcript has 3 exons. The record is from RefSeq and is a predicted model, not a curated record. Lineage: Eukaryota; Fungi; Basidiomycota; Agaricomycetes; Boletales; Suillaceae.